Molecule: messenger RNA, 1158 nt
Organism: Hansenula anomala
Lineage: Eukaryota; Fungi; Ascomycota; Saccharomycetes; Phaffomycetales; Wickerhamomycetaceae
Gene: RRT5
Product: Rrt5p
Exons: 2
Coding region: 1-1158 (385 amino acids)
Cellular component (GO): nucleus; ribonucleoprotein complex; cytoplasm
Molecular function (GO): mRNA binding
Source: RefSeq, a predicted model, not a curated record
AUGCCAGAAUCAGAAAGUAUUAGUCCAAGCGCCCCAGAAGCUCUUUUAAGCGCAACUCCAUCUGAAUUGGUUGGUAAUACCGCUGUGGUUUCAGUUGAUGGAACGGUUGAUGAACCAUUAACUACUGCUACUGUCAAUGAGGAACAAUAUGAAGGUGCUAAAGUUAAUCCAAAACGUCUUUAUAUCUCCAAUGUUAGUUAUCAAACAACUGAAGAUGAUUUGAAAGAUUUAUUGAAGGAAUAUGAAAUUAUCUCUAUUAUUGUUCCAAGUCAAACUGUCAGAGGGUUUAAAUCAUUUCAUCAGAAAUCUUUAGGUAUUGCCUAUAUUGAAUUCACUUCUGAAGAAGAUGCAGAACUGGCCAAAACUGAAAUCAAUGGUAAGUUUGUUGAUGGGCGUGCACUUCGUGUUAAAUCUUUUGUUGAAUAUUCACCAGGUAAUAAAGUUAUCAAAAGAUCAAGAUCUAGAAGAGGUCCAUUUGGUAAAUCAAAAGAUGAUGUCAAAUCAGUCCCAGAAAAGAUUGAUGAAGAAGAAGCCACACUUGAUACUGGUGCUGCAGAAGGUAAUGAACAACAAGAAGCAUCAGAUAAUAUUGAAGGAGAUGAACCGGCUCUGUGUUGUGAAGAAGCUUCUGGUGAAUCUGAAGAAACUAAAUCUCAGUCCCCAAAUGUUGAAGAGAGAGAAGUUUCCAAAGAUACAGUCUUCAUAAGCCGUCUUUCUCCAAAAGCAACUGAUGGUGAUCUUCGUUUAUUCUUUCAUGAUUAUGCUCCAACUGAUGUUUAUAUCUUCAAGAAUCGUUUCAGCAAAAAGCAACACCCAUUGCGUUUCCAUCAAAGAUAUGUUUCUGCCUUAGUUACCUUAACUGUUGAAGAUGGUGUUCCUAAAGCAAUUGAAGCUUUAUCAAAUGAGAAGGUCAAAGGUAAGCCUGUUAUUGUCCGUGCAGCUUAUGUUUCAAAAAUUGAAGAUGUCAAAAAGGCAGCAGCAGCUCGUCAAAAGAAAAAUGAGAAGCUAGAGCAAGAAGCCAAUGCAGCAGCCCAAGCAGCGGUUGAAAAGUCUGAAGCUGAUAACCAUCGUGAUUCAAUUAAUGUUGUUCAAGAAGAUGAUGAAGGUUUUGAAGGUUUUGAAAAUGAGAAACCAGCUGUGCAAACUGUUGAAGCUUAA